Leptosomus discolor (cuckoo roller) is the source of this 2193-nucleotide messenger RNA. RefSeq names its product serine protease inhibitor A3N. Gene Ontology annotation, molecular function: serine-type endopeptidase inhibitor activity. NCBI's taxonomy places the organism in Eukaryota, Metazoa, Chordata, Aves, Leptosomiformes, Leptosomidae. The record is from RefSeq and is a predicted model, not a curated record.
AUGCUACAGCAGACUGUAGGGAACAGUGUUUGUCGGUUUGCAUGUUGUUUCUACAAAGAGAUUUCUUCUCGUGAAAACAGCGGGAAUAUUUUCUUCUCUCCUUUGAGCAUCUCUACUGCCUUUGCAAUGCUGACUCUGGGUGCCAGAUCAGACACUCUGACACAGAUUCUUAGGGUCCUUAGCUUUAAUCCACGUGAUAUUUCUGAAAAUGAAAUACAUGAAGGUUAUCGUCAACUCAUGCAAAUGGUAAACAGAAAGAAUGAGGGGUUACAGCUGAAUAUGGGAAAUGUCCUGUUUGUUCUUGAACAACUGAAGCCACAAGAUAAAUUUUUAAGUAAUCUCAGAAACUUCUAUGAAGGAGAAGCUUAUCCAAUGAACUUCAAGAGGGCUGAUCAAGCCCAGAUAAAGAUCAACGAAUACGUAGCAGAAAGAACCCACGGGAAAAUCAAGGACCUCAUAAAUAACCUUGAUCCACUUACUGAAAUUCUCCUAAUUAGCUAUAUUUAUUUUAACGCUGAAUGGGAAAAACCUUUUGAUCCAAAAUACACUAAAAAGAACAAAUUCUUUGUGGAUGGGAACAAGGCUGUUGAAGUCCCGAUGAUGUAUGGAAUGGGCCUGUUCAAGCAUGGCUAUGAUGAACAGCUGUCUUCCACCGUGGUGCAAAUGGAUUACAAAGGAGGUGCUUCAGCAUUUUUUAUUCUACCUGAUCAAGGAAGAAUGAGGAAACUGGAGAAAAGAUUGUCUUGUGAACGUAUAUCAAGAUGGAGGACAUUAGUCUCAAAAAGCUCAGCAAAUUUGUAUCUUCCGAAAUUCAGUCUUUAUGGGACUUAUAACCUAAAAGAUAUAUUAUAUAAAAUGGGCAUUAUGGAUUUAUUCACUGAUAAGGCUGACCUGUCUGGGAUCACUGGGCAGCCCCAGCACAGAAUCUCCCAGAUGAAGUAUCUCCUCUGCCUGUGUUUAUUCCUUCCUGAUCUUUGUGCUGUAACACAUUGCCACCAUGAAGACAUUUGCCAUGAAGUCAAUAAUACUAAUCUGCAUGAUGGAACAGAAAAUUUGUUGACACAUAACUGUGACAAGCAAGACUCUAACUAUGCGGAUUUUGUAUAUAGAUUUUACAAGCAGGCUAUAUCAAAAGAAGAUGAUAAAAAUGUUUUCUUUUCUCCCAUGAGCAUCUCCACUGCAUUUGCCAUGUUGGCUGUUGGCGCUAAGUCAACCACCCUAUCUCAGAUUUUUGAAGGGCUGGGAUUUAACGGUCUGACUGAGACUCGCAUACAUGAUAUACAUGAAAGUUUUCAUAAAGUUUUAGCGGUACUGAACUGUACUGAUGUUAACAUCACAUUAAAUAUAGGGAAUUCCCUUUUUACAGCUAUUGGAUAUGAACCACAGGAAACAUUUUUACAAAAUACCAAACAAUUCUAUGAUGCAGAAUUUUUUUCUAGUGAUUUCCAUAAACCAGAAGAAGCUAAGAAGACAAUCAAUAAAUUUGUAGAGGAGAAAACCAAGGGGAAAAUUCCAGAAUUAAUUGGUCAUCUUGAUCCAAGUACUGUAUUGGUUCUUGUUAACUACAUUUAUUUUAAAGCUUCCUGGGAAAUGCCUUUUGAUCCUUUGCUUACAUAUGAGGACGAUUUUUUCGUGAACACAAAUGCAUCUGUUAGAGUCAACAUGAUGCAGCGUGACAGUAACUAUGACAGUUACUAUGACCAGGAUCUGUCUUGCGAGGUGGUAGAGCUGCCUUACCAGGGCACUGCACGAGCACUACUCAUUCUGCCUGAUGAUGGAAAGAUGAAGCAAGUGGAAGAUGCUCUCUCCAAGGAAACUGUUUGUAAAUGGGGUAACAAACUUGUGACCAGGAGAUUAGAUCUGCAAUUACCAAAGUUUUCUAUUAGUGGCUCUUACGAUGUCAAAAAUCUGUUGACGGAAAUGGGCAUUACUGAAGUAUUCUCUAGUAGUGCUGAUCUGUCUGGAAUUAGUGGCAGCCGUGAUCUUCGUGUUUCACAGGCAAUUCACAAGGCCCUGUUGAAAGUUGAUGAGGCUGGAACCGAGGCUGCAGGAGCUACUGCCAUAAUGCUUACCAGAGUUCUCCAUCCUUCUGUUACCAUCAAAUUCAACAGGCCCUUCAUUAUCUUGAUUUCUGACAAGAGAACCAGCACCACACUUUUCAUGGGGAAAAUUGUUGAUCCUACUAAGAACUAA